Molecule: messenger RNA, 2182 nt
Organism: Motacilla alba alba
Lineage: Eukaryota; Metazoa; Chordata; Aves; Passeriformes; Motacillidae
Exons: 2
Coding region: 1-1461 (486 amino acids)
Molecular function (GO): protein binding
Source: RefSeq, a predicted model, not a curated record
AUGGGAGCUGUGCUCCCAAGCGCUGGCACGGCACCUUCUCCCAUCGCUCCCGGACCGCCGUCUGCCCCUGGUCUCCGUCACCUCCAGGCCGGGGCACGGCCGGGGAGGGACGAUCGUGCCCUACAGCAGCUGAUGAAGCUUCUAGACUCGCAGGCCGGACCGCAGCCUCCAAAAACCGGCGGAAAUCUCAUUAGCAGCGCUCAGUUUCUGCACACCGCGCUCGGCGCGGCCGCCCUCCCGCAGUCCCUGGGGACGCUGCCCGGCUGUCCCAGCACGCUGCUCCCCCUGCCCCCAUCCCGCACCGCCCCCAUCCCGCACCGCCCGGGGCCCCCAUCCCGCACCGCCGGGGCCGCCGCGCCGGGACCGCCCGGCCCGGAGCGCCACGGGAGCGGCCGCGGCAACAGGUGGGGCCGGCGGAACCGCACCGGCACCGCACCGGCACCGAACCUGAAGCCCGAGAGAAGCAGAGCCGCCCUGGCCAAGCCGUCGCACGAGCCCAGCCUGUCACCGCUUCGCCAGGGCACAUCACACACGAGCCAUGUGUUGCAGGAAAUAAGGCCGUGUCACAUCCCCUCCACCCACAGCUUCCCCUCGGCCACGGGAGAGGCCUUGCAGGAGCGCCCAGGGGCCGUCCUGCCGCCCGGGAGCUGCUGCCACGCCCGGGGAGCUGCCAGCGGCCAUGCUGAGCUGGCUGCCUGCAAGAUGACCCUCAGCACCGCGCCAGCCACCAGCACGGCCCAGGCUUUCUUCUGCCUCCUGCUCUGCAUCCCCUGGGGCAGCUCCUGCCCCCCCAGCUGCCAGUGCACGGAGCGGGCAGGGGCCAAGGCUGUGCUCUGCAGCUCCCGGCACCUGGAGGAGAUCCCCAAGGACAUCCCCAGAGACGUGGUGUUCCUCAAGCUGGAUGCCAACAGCAUAACCAGGAUCCCCAGCAACGCCUUCAGGCACCUCUCUCACCUGGAGGAAAUCGACCUCUCCAGGAACGCCAUCGAGAAGAUCGACAGGGCGGCUUUCAGAGGGGUGGCAGCCGGGCUGCGGAGCCUCGACCUCUCCGGCAACCGCAUCCGCAGCAUUCCCAAGGAGGCGCUGCUGGCUCUCAAGGCCAAGCUGCGGCUGGCCAACAACCCCUGGCACUGCGAGUGCGCCUUGCAGGAGGUGCUCUGGGAGGCACGGCUGGACCUCGACUCCGUCCGGGACAUCACCUGCCACACGGCCCCGCGGCAGGAGUACGUGGGCAAGCCGCUGCUCCAGGUGCUGGACGCGGGCGCCAACUUCUGCAGCGUGCGCCAGAGGACCACGGACGUGGCCAUGUUCGUCACCAUGUUCGGCUGGUUCGCCAUGGUCGUCGUCUACGUCGUCUGCUACGUGCGGCACAACCGCGAGGACUCCUGCGGGCACCGGGACCGGCCGGGGCCGCUGCCGAGCGCCCAGGCCCACGCAGGGACCAGCAGCACCGCCCUGUAGGGCAGGGCUGGGUGUCAGCCACGGGCUUCAUUCUUCUCGGCGGGAUUUUCCAGUGCUUUCUUCAGAGCCCUGCCACCCAUCCUCCCUCCCCAGCGACGCUGGACUGAGCGUGAGCAAACGACAUGGGGAGGGAUGCCAGGGACACUGUGCGUGGGCCUGCCCAUGGUGACCAGGUUCUGGGGACAAAGCCCCAGCAGACCCUUUUUCCCUGCCAGAGCUGGGCCCGCAGGGAAUGCAGCCCCAGGCACACGCUUGUGCUUGGGAGAGAUGGGUUGUGGGGCCAGGAGGUCCCUGGGGUGCAGAGGGUCACUGCAGAGGGGUCAGCCCAUCCUGGCUCCAGUGAGGCAUCAGCCUUGCCAAGGGCAGGACAUCCUCCCCAGGGCCCUCAGUACCAGGAGAACUCCAAACCUCUGUUUCCUCAAUAAAGCCCUGCACUUAGGAAAAGCCCUCAGGGUUUGUGCUGUGCUGGGAGCUGAGUGUCCAGGGAGGGUGGUAGCGCUUGUGGUGCUUGGGGGGGUUAUCCUAAUUCAAUCUCUCCCAAAGCAGGCCAGCCUAAAUUCAAUGUACCAGCGCAACUCCCAUUAGGUGCCGUCCCCUCCCACCCUCAGCUGAAUCUCGAGCAGGGACCAGCUGCCCAAAUACAUCUGGUCUUGCCUUAUCUUGCCCUUCUCAGGGCUGAAUUAGAGUUGUUGUUCACAGCUCAGUGAUGGAAGUAAAUCAA